AUGCCGAUUUGUCGAUACGAGAUAAGGAAUGAGUUCAGCUUGGCCGAUCCCGUGCUUUAUCGAGCCGCCGAUAAGGACGAUCCAGAGGCUCUGCUCGAAGGCGUCGCCAUGGCCGGCUUGGUCGGCGUUCUUCGCCAGCUCGGUGACCUCGCUGAGCUUGCUGCAGAGAUUUUUCGUGAUCUGCAUGAAGAGGUAUUAGCCACUGCUGCAAGAGGGCACGGCUUAACGAUUCGAGUCCAACAGCUUGAGGCUGAGGUUCCUUCAGUUGAGAAAGCAUUUCUCUCACAGACUAAUCAUUCACCAUUCUUCAACAAUGCUGGUGUUGAUUGGCAUCCAAAUCUACGAAUGAGCGAGAAUCUAGUAACACAGGGUGAUUUACCUCGAUUUGUAAUGGAUUCUUAUGAAGAAUGCCGGGGUCCUCCCAGACUGUUUCUUCUAGACAAGUUUGAUGUUGCGGGAGCUGGAGCAUGUCUGAAACGUUACACUGAUCCUUCAUUAUAUAAAGUAGAAAUGUCUGCCAUGAUUGAUUCCGAUGUUCACAGAGGAAGGAAGAUUCGGAAAGCGAAGAAGAAAGGGGCACGUGGGAGAAAUGGAGAAACACCUGAAGUUCAACCACUGUCACAAGCAAACCUCCAUCAGUUUCUCCUGGAGGAGUCUGUUGAAAAUGGUGUCAGCAAACCUGCACGUCGUGUGAAAUUAAAGAGGCGGCCACAAUAUUCUCCCUUCGACUCAAAAACUGGAAGGAGCUAUAUGGAAAACUUCUUGAAACGUUCUUCCCCAGAGCAUCAAAUGCUUCGUGAAAUCACUGAAGUUCCAAGACCUAGAUCAUCGAAUCCUUCAAGAGAGCAUGUCGAGACAAAAGGAAUUCUACCUCCAGCUAGCGAGCAAAAUAUGCAAAAAUUCUUGAAAUUUGAGACUGAUGAGGUUGCUGUCUAUGAAGCAUAUAACAAUGUAACAGAUUGUGUUCCUUCUACUUUCAAUGAGGAGACUGGUGAAAAGGAUAUAGCAGUAGAUGGGCAAGGCAAAACCGAGGGUUACUUAACUAGUUACCAGUCGGAUGAGUUUGCAAGUGAGAUGGAUAAUUUUGUUGAUGCACCUUCAACCAUGGACUCGGAAAUGGACACAGAUUCCGAGUUGAGAGUGAAUAAGGAUUUCGCCUCAUCUUCCAUCGACAGUCAACAAGCUGAAAAGCAAGUAGGACAUCUUUACUCUCUGUCAUCAGAUUCUCGUUAUACUGGAGACUCUAUAUCAGAUGAUACCAACAGUUCAUCCAAAAAGGAAGUAUCUAGUUUCUUAUCUUCUGAUUCUCCAAUAAGCUCAGCUAAUAAAAAUCUACACUCACAAGAGAUAUUUACUGACGGAAAUGCACCUGCUGAGGUCCCAGAAACUACAGUAGUUGAUGAAGCAGUUGCUCAGAAAGCGUUUGAUGAGGUCCAAGUGGAUCCACUUUCAAAACAGGGAAGCUUUGAUGAUGCGAUUGUUGAGAAAGAUUCAGUCACCAAUGACAGGCCCGACUUUGAGCAGCAAUUACCAAAGUUAGAUGAAACAGUCUCAACAAUAGAUGAUGAAGAAAAAAAGAUAAACAUGUUAAUGGACGUUCCAUGUUCUCCUAGUUUCUCUGGUGCCAAUUCACAGCCGGAAAUUGGUUCUCCACAGUCCUCAUCUGGAGAGCAUCUAGUGGAUGAACCAAAUAGUGAUAGUGAACCUCUUACGUCUUCAGUUUCUGUUGCCGCUUAUCAUACCACAGGUGAUUCAGCUCCAAUACCUGAUUGUUUGCUGCGUGAAGGUGAGUAUGAUCACAAGGAUCUUAGUCAAUUUGAAAACACACAGUCCAUGUUAAACACCAGUAACGAUAUUUCUCAGAGUGUAGUUGUUAAUGAAAAGAUCAAUAAUAUAGAGAACCCACUUCCAGGUAAAUUGGAUGAUGAAGCCCCAAAGUUGACUGAAAUUUUUCCUUCUGAUGAUACUGAUACCAACCAUACUAGAGACAGUAUAACAUCAAAGCUUUCAGAAGUAGAAAAGCUAAACGACAAGCUGGAUAAUGAGGACUCAAAUGUUAUUUCUGAUGCUUCAAAUCAUUCCUUGGGCAUCAUGGAGACUUCUCUGGGGAAAGAACUCACAGAAACAUCACUGACCAAAGAUGAGAUUGUAGACACCAAAGAUCAUUACUCUGAUAGCUCCAUUGGUAAUCAAAUAAUAUCAGAAACAUUGAUUUUGUCAUCUACAAAAAACUCUCCUGAUUGGGAGGAGGAGGAGGCAGUACUUGAUGCUCAUUAUAAAGAUUUCAUUCCCAUGGAAGAAACUACAGCAAAUGAAACUCCCACAUUUGGAAAUCCAGAAUCUUUUGAAGUCAUUGAGCCGCAUGAAAUGGGAUUAUCUGAUAGCUUGACACUCACACCAAAUGAUGUUGUAGGUCCGGGAAAUUUGUCUUGUGUUCCAGAGUAUCUUGGAGAUUCCACAAUAACGACAGGCGUUGUAGCAAAUGAAGAAAUUGACCCAGACAAGGAUGUCAUUGGACUAGAAGUUAGAGAAAUUUCUAGCUAUGAAGAUACGAAAUCACCAAGUGAGGUGCAUAACCUGUUGGAUGAAUCUUAUUCCAAGACAGAUCAAUCAGACAGUGGAGUCAUGGCUUCUCCUGUAUCUUCAGAUUCUGAUAAUGCUAUUGCAGAGGAUGUUAUUGCAUCUCUUGAUCAUGGUAACAUGGCCGAUAAGUAUAUUAACUGUUCAAGCAUGGUUGAAUCUGAGGAUGCCAGUGGUUACCUUUCGAUAACUCGCACAGAAUUAGGUUUAAUGGAGGAAGUCUUUGCAGGAGAAGCCUCUACAUCAGAUUUAUCUUGCUCCACUGUCAAUUAUUAUGAUCAUCCUAAAUUAGAAGUUACACAUGCUGUUCCUCAUUUGUAUGUUAAUUCCAGUGGCAAACCCACUGAAGCUCAAUCACCUAAUGAGCAUAAACGUGGUGUAGAUACGGAUCAGGAACUUUCCAAGAAAAGUGGCAUAGAGAAUCAAGUCUCUGACGUGAUAUGCUUUUCUAUUAAGCGUGAUGCCGAAGAAACAGUGUCAGAAAAAAUUGAAAUACCACCUGCCAACCAAAUUGAUGAAGAGUUGCCGUAUUUUGGUGAAAGAAUUUCAGAGUCAUCCCAAAACUUUAGCACUGAUGCCCCUGGAUAUCCCAAGUAUCCAUUAGGCUUCAUAUUUCCCUCAGGUAAUACUUUAGCUGAAAUAAAUCAGAUCAAUCUGGAUGAAUUACCUCCCUUGCCACCUUUGCCUCCUGUUGAGUGGAGAACAGGAAGGCUCCAGCAUGCCUUGUCUACUACAGAGAGCGAAAUGAUGAAGCCCGCGGAGUUAAUGCCGCAAGAAAUAUCCUCAUGUGCCACAUCAAUUGGAAAUGUUAAUUCUUCAGUUGAAGAGAGGAACCAUACUUUGUUUCCAAAUGUAUCCGAGAAGAUAUCGAAAGAAGAAAAGAUCGAGCAAGUCUCUUCUGUGCAUGAGACAAUUGACCUCCCUCCUAAGAUAGAAAAUGAGAAGCAGCAGGAACGUUUCGUACCUCUUCCUCUGAAUAGUGAAGUUGCAUCACCAGCAGAGGAAGAUGAAGUUGCGAGCAAGAGUCGGAUGGUGAAACCGCCCAGACCACCCAAUCCACUGAUCGAGUCUAUUGCAGUUCUUGAUAAGAGCAAACUGCGCAAGGUUGCUGAACGAGUUAGACCUGAAAUACAGAAAAUGGAUGAAAGAGAUUCACUGUUGGAGCAAAUCAGGGCUAAGUCCUUCAACUUGAAACCUGCUGUGGUUUCGAGGCCUUCUGUUAAGGGUCCUCAAACCAAUCUUAAAGUUGCUGCAAUUUUGGAAAAAGCAAAUGCCAUCCGGCAGGCAUUUGCUGGCAGUGAUGAAGACGAUGAAGAUAAUUGGAGUGAUUCGUGA
This is a messenger RNA of Striga hermonthica, 3915 nucleotides long. The record is from the annotation of a GenBank genome assembly. NCBI's taxonomy places the organism in Eukaryota, Viridiplantae, Streptophyta, Magnoliopsida, Lamiales, Orobanchaceae.